Messenger RNA from Cuscuta epithymum, 1280 nucleotides. NCBI's taxonomy places the organism in Eukaryota, Viridiplantae, Streptophyta, Magnoliopsida, Solanales, Convolvulaceae. The record is from the annotation of a GenBank genome assembly.
UAUACCCGUUUAAAAUCAAUUGGGUUAUCCGCCACUUCCAUUCGCAGUAGGGUUUAGUGAUUUAAUCGCAGCAGGUUUUCCACUGAGCUCCCUCUUCCAUUGCGAAACUGCCCCGCGGCUAAGCUUCAUCCAACACCGCUCGGAGCAAUGCCGCAGGGAGAUUACAUAGAGCUGCACCGGAAAAGAUAUGGCUACCGCUAUGAUCACUUCGAGAAGAAACGCAAGAAGGAGGCUCGUGAGCCUCACAAGCAUUCCCAGAUUGCUCAAAAGACUCUGGGUAUCAAGGGUAAGAUGAUAGCUAAGAAGAACUACCGUGAAAAGGCCUUGAUGAAGAAAACAUUGGCAAUGCAUGAAGAGUCAUCGUCAAGGAAAAAGGUUGAUGAUGAAGUACACGAUGGAGCUAUUCCAGCCUAUCUUCUUGAUCGUGAAAGUACCACAAGAGCGAAGGUCAUCAGCAAUACCAUAAAGCAAAAGAGGAAAGAGAAAGCAGGAAAAUGGGAUGUUCCAUUACCUAAGGUAAGGCCUGUGGCUGAAGAUGAAAUGUUUAAAGUGAUCAGAACUGGCAAAAGAAAGACCAAACAAUGGAAGAGGAUGGUCACAAAAGCCACUUUUGUAGGUCCAACUUUUACUAGAAAACCUCCAAAGUAUGAGCGUUUCAUACGACCCUCAGGCAUGCGUUUCACUAAAGCUCAUGUGACGCACCCUGAACUCAAGUGUACUUUCAAUCUUGAAAUCAUUGGUGUGAAGAAAAACCCAAAUGGUGCAAUGUAUACAUCUCUUGGCGUCAUAACCAAAGGAACCAUCAUUGAGGUGAACGUCAGUGAACUUGGUCUUGUAACUCCUGCUGGAAAAGUUGUCUGGGGGAAGUAUGCUCAAGUGACGAAUAAUCCUGAAAAUGAUGGCUGCAUCAAUGCGGUUCUCCUUGUGUAGAUGGACAGUAUUGUAUUGGGAUGUUCAAUUCUCGGUGCCGAAAUCCCCGCCUUCAUAUUUGCAUUAAUAGUUUGCUGUCUUGAAUUGGUUUCACAUUUUUGAGCAUUGUGAGACCUGACUUUUAUGUACACUUGUGAACUGUUUACAAUAGCAUGAAGUAGCCACUGAUUUGAACUUUGAAGAGUUUUUUCAUACAAGAUUUUUACAUGUAAACAGUAAUUUUAUCCCAUCAGCCACUAGUAGUAAAUGAAAACAAAAGAGGUUCAUGCAAAAUAGGUUCAUGGUUUUGAAUUAAUUUGUUUGAUAUUUUCCGCCAUGUGACUUGUGUCAUUGACAAAAUAGGAAAUUAU